CUCUUUGGCACCCUGUAGGAUACUGAUGAAACAAAUAGAGUUUCCCCAGACAUGGAUAAUACAAGAACAGCAGACACUUUUUCACAGUUAAGCCAGGAAAAAAUCCUCAAAAUCAUGAACAUGGUGAAAAAUAAAGAAGUGAGCAUUGAAGGAGCUCUGCAUUUGGCACAGAAGGAGGUGUAUGCUGAAAAGGAUCCCCAGGAUUUGUUAACUGGGUCCCAAUUUAACUUCAUUAUCUACAAAUACAAACACUACCGGUGGCAGAAACGGAUUCUGCAGCUCGAUUUCAGCAGCAGGACCAUUUUUAACAUCGAGAAAGGCACUAUCAGGAAGCAGUUCCCUUUCUCCCAAGUCAGAGGCUGCGAGGACUCGGAGAGGAGGCGUUUCAGCAUCCUGUUCCAUGGCAGGCAGCACUACGAGCUGGAGGCUGUGUCUCUGGAGGACAAGAGGAAGAUAAUCUACCUGCUGAGCAGAGUUACCCAGAGCAAUUCUUACAAGAGAGCAGUGGAGUCCUGGCCUGGGAGAGCUGCAGAAUGUGAUGUGAUCCAUGAGGGGCUGCUGGAUUUGCAGCAGAACACCUUAACCUCCACUGAAUGGGUGAAGUGCCUGGCAGAGCUGCGGGAAGGAGAGCUGACCCUGUACAGCCUGGGGCACAGGAGCCCUGCAGCCACCAUUGCCCUGGCAGCCGGGAGCCUGGGGCUCAGCAGGGACAGCGCCUGCAGCUCCUUCUCCCUGCACACCAGGGACCAGCACUACCUGCUGCGGGUGCCCCUGAGCGUGCAGAGCAGCAGCCCCGAGGCGGCCGGGCGGCUGCAGCGGGAGUGGCUGUCCCUGCUGGAGCGGCACUGCCGGCCCGGCCGCGCUGCCGCCCUGCCAUCCUCUGCGGGACGCAGCUCCCCCGAAGCUGACUAUGAGGAAUUUGUGCUGCCUCUGCCCGAGCAGAGAGAGGAGAGUGCCCCCUUUGGAGGGGGAUCUGCGAGGAGCAGCCUGAGCGAGCCCGCAGAGCCCGCAGAGGGACGGGCGGCCCCAGCAGCAGCUCUGCCACCUGCCCUGGGCAGGGCUCAGGUGCCACCCGCCCCACCUGCCCCGCCACAGCCCUGCAGUGUCCCUGCAGCAGCCAAGAGAACCAAGGCCUUUCACUGGGAUCUCGUUCCUCUUGACAAGAUUCAAAAAUCUGUCUGGGGAUCGUGUGACCCGUGCAAGAGGAAAAUAGACGUGUGCAGGCUGUGUGAGCAGUUCCAGAUCCAGGACACAGCAGUGCCACUGGGCAGCGAGCCUCCAGUGAAUCAGCACAUCCUGCUGGACAGAAAAGUUGCACACAACUUCAACAUUUUUCUUAAAAGUUUCCGUGUAAAACCAAGUGAGCUGAAGGACAAACUCUUCAUCAUCCACGAGGAGAGUGGGGGGCUCACAGAUGAGCAGAUCACAGCACUGAGAAGAUAUUUGCCCACAGCCAAAGAUGCAGAAAGGUACCUGUCCUUCAAGGGGCCUUGCUCAGAGCUGCACGUGGUUGACCAGUUCAUGUUAGAGAUGUGUAAAAUCCCCCAGCUGGGCCAGAGGCUGGAUCUGCUGCUCAGCGUCCGUGAGCUCCCCGAGAGCAUCAGAGACCUGGAGCCUCUGAUCACCCAGAACAUCCAAGCAAGCAAGCAGCUGCAGUCCAGCCCAAAGUUUGUGGCUGUCUUGGAGUACAUUUUAGCCAUGGGGAACCACCUGAAUGAAAAAGCUGGGAAAGAGGUGGCCAAGGGAUUCCGACUGUCCUCUCUGGCCAAGAUCCUCUCCCACCAGCCCGAGCUGGCCACCUUCCCCCAGGAGCUGACAGAGUUUGAAGCUGUUCCUGAUGCAUCCAUGAAGGGCCUCAGUGCUGAAGUUGAUGUUUUAAAAAAAGAACUGGAGAACCUUAUCCAGUGCAGGAGGCUCCUCAAGCCCAAAGCAAGCAAGGCAACAACCCAGGAGUCCCAGUUCUGCAAGGAACUGAAGGAUUUAAUUCAGAAAUAUGAAGGGGAUCUCUCCCAGCUGUCAAAAAGAUGUGAGGAAAUGAAGAAGCUUUAUAGCAACGUACUGGUGAGGUUUGGGGAGCCUGCAGACCUGGACUCCCAGGAGCUCUUUGGGUGGAUCUCCUCCUUCAUCUGUGAGUUCAGGAAGGCCUGUGCUGAGGUCACACCAUGAGGACACACACAUUUCAUGGCUGGGGGAGGGAAGGAGGAGCCCAGGAAACAAUUUUUUCAUUGUUUUUUUCUUUACUGGUAAGCAGCACCUUGCCAAGCUCACCUGUGCAGCAGAACACCUCGAUUCUGAGAGACAUUUCAGUUUCAAAUGUGGAAUUUUAUGUGGUAUUAACCUGUAAUAUCCCAGAUCACUGAUGAGCCUCUCAAUGUUGUGCUUUUGUACCUUGAGAUUCCCAUAUAUUGAAAAAAAACCACUUUUGACCUUUUAUAAUUUCUCUUUUCAGUCAUUUCCUUUGAAUACCCCGACUUCUGCCCCAGUUUUAAUUAUUAUUUUCAUUAUUCUGUAUGGUGACCUAAUUUCUAAAGAAUACUUCACACAUUUUAUAAUGAAAUGGGGAGCUGUUACCCACAGAGGAGAAUAUUUAAACAAAGUCUUGUUUAUUUUGCUAUUAAAACAUUGCAAACUUGCUAU
Messenger RNA from Agelaius phoeniceus (red-winged blackbird), 2637 nucleotides. Lineage: Eukaryota; Metazoa; Chordata; Aves; Passeriformes; Icteridae. The record is from RefSeq and is a predicted model, not a curated record.